AUGGGUCUUUUGUUUGAGAAGCCGGCGGGCACCGAGGGCAAGGCAUGGCCCGCCAUUGUCAUCUCUGGGUUUGUUGCUUUUGGUGGCAUUCUGUUCGGCUAUGACACUGGCACCAUCAGCGGCAUCCUCGCCAUGCGCCACUGGGCCGAGACCUUCUCAACCGGCUACCGCGACAGCACCGGCCAGCUCAACGUCACCUCCAGCCAGUCCUCGGCCAUCGUCUCGAUCCUCUCCGCGGGCACUUUCUUCGGUGCGCUCGGUGCCGCCCCCAUGGGCGACAUCAUCGGGCGCCGCUGGGGUCUGAUUGCCUCGAACGGAGUCUUUGUCCUUGGAGUCGUCCUCCAGACCAUCGCAACCUCGAUCCCUCCGUUUCUUGCCGGUCGUUUCUUUGCUGGGUUGGGUGUUGGCUUGAUUUCUGCGCUGGUUCCCCUCUACCAAUCCGAAACAGCCCCCAAAUGGAUCCGCGGCUUCAUCGUCGGCUCGUACCAAUUCGCCAUCACUGUCGGCCUCCUCCUCGCCUCCGUCGUCAACAACGCAACCCACAAGCGCGACGACUCGGGAUCCUACCGCAUCCCCAUCGCCGUGCAAUUCGCCUGGUCCAUCAUCCUCGUCGGCGGCAUGCUCAUCCUCCCCGAAACCCCGCGCUACCUCGUCAAGCGCGACAACACGCAAGCCGCCGCGCGCAGUCUCUCCAAGCUCCGUCGUCUCCCCGAGGACCACGAGGCUGUCCGCCAGGAACUCGCCGAGAUCCAGGCCAACCACCAGUACGAGAUGAGCCUCGGGCAGUCCGGGUAUCUCGACUGUUUCCGCGGGAACCUGCUUAAGCGAUUGAUCACGGGCUGUGCGCUGCAGGGGCUGCAGCAGCUGACGGGCAUCAACUUCAUCUUCUACUACGGGACGCAAUUCUUCAAGAACUCGGGCUUCAAGAACGAGUUUGUCAUCACGCUCAUCACCAACUGCGUCAAUGUCGGCUCGACCAUCCCGGGCCUGUACGCGAUUGACAAGUGGGGUCGUCGCCCGGUCUUGCUUCUCGGUGCUAUCGGCAUGGCUGUCUCCCAGCUCAUCGUUGCUGUCGUGGGAACCACGACCACCGGCCAGGACGCCGAGGGCAAUGUCAUCGUGCACAACGACGCGGCGCAAAAGGCGGCUAUUGCCUUUAUCUGCAUCUACAUCUUCUUCUUCGCCGCCUCGUGGGGACCUAUUGCCUGGGUGGUAACUGGCGAAAUCUUCCCGCUCAAGACCCGCGCCAAGUCCCUCUCCAUGACCACCGCCACAAACUGGCUGCUGAACUGGGCGCUCAGCUUCUCGACCCCGUACCUGGUCAACUACGGCGACGGCAACGCAAACCUGCAGUCCAAGAUCUUCUUCAUCUGGUUCGGGUGCUGCUUCAUCUGCAUUGGGUUCGUGUACUUUAUGAUCUACGAGACCAAGGGCCUCACGCUCGAGGAGGUCGAUGAGCUGUACAAUGAGGUCGGGAGUGCGAGGGAGAGUGUGGGGUGGAAGCCCCGUGUCACCUUUAUGGAGAGACGCGCCAAGGAGGCGGGCAUGAUCGGCGCGCAGGAUAAGGGGGGUGUUGGCGUUGGUGAGCAUCUUGAGGUCAAGGAGGGGGAUGGUGUGUCCGUCUAGGAGUAAGACGGCGCUUGAUGGAUUGGGAAGUGAGAUGUAUGGGUGGAGGAAUGUGUUAGGGGUUUGAUUCAGAGGGCGGGCAACUGUAGGGAGUGUGGUGUUGUUAGUAGAGGAUUACACUCAUAGUGUUGGAAAGCCAUCAUGGUACGGAGUUAAACAAAGUUUCUCUAAGGGGCCAAGGGUGAUGCUGUCAAGGGCAUACUUGGUACAUAGAGCUCUUGUUCACUGCUACACUGCUAAGCGUGCAUUUAGAUAUUCUUUCGAGAUAAUUGUCUUAUCCAUGAUCUGACUAUAGG
This is a messenger RNA of Aspergillus calidoustus, 1922 nucleotides long. NCBI's taxonomy places the organism in Eukaryota, Fungi, Ascomycota, Eurotiomycetes, Eurotiales, Aspergillaceae. The record is from the annotation of a GenBank genome assembly.